Messenger RNA from Acytostelium subglobosum LB1, 1431 nucleotides. RefSeq lists its product as hypothetical. The transcript is spliced from 2 exons. NCBI's taxonomy places the organism in Eukaryota, Evosea, Eumycetozoa, Acytosteliales, Acytosteliaceae. The record is from RefSeq and is a predicted model, not a curated record. The coding region runs from base 1 to 1431 and encodes 476 amino acids. Gene Ontology annotation, molecular function: protein binding.
AUGGACAAUGCCAAGACAUUGGAGAUGAUUCAAUACCUUCAUCAAUAUCGUACAGAGGGCUGUACAACCGCGGCAAUGAACAAUGCCUCGAUGAAUGGCCAACUCUCAAUCGUUGAGUACCUUCAUCAACAUCGUACCGAGGGAUGCACGACCGAGGCGAUGGACCUGGCCGCAGAGAAUGGACAUUAUGAAGUAGUGGACUUCUUGCAACGCAACAGGAAAGAGGGAUGCACUUCCAGGGCGAUGGACGGGGCAGCCAGUGGCGGCCACCUCUCAAUCGUACAUUACCUCCACCAACACCGUGGUGAGGGCUGUACAAAGAAUGCUAUUGAUGGAGCUGCAGCCAAUGGACAUCUGGACGUGGUCAAGUUUCUUCAAUUCAACAGAUCAGAGGGACGCACCAAAUUGGCAAUCAACUGGGCUGCAAAGGGUGGACAUCUUGAUGUGAUCAAGUUCCUCAACGAGCAAAGUGAAGAGAAGGGAAAAACAUGGAGUGAUUAUGCAUUGGACCAUGGUCAUCUCAAUGUCUUGGAGUAUAUGCAUCAAUAUGGCAAUUGGGAAGCCGAGGAAGCUUUGUCGAAUGCUGCAUCAAAUGGCCACUUGGACGUGGUCAAGUUCCUCCAUCGUAAUCGCACCGACAUAGAAUGUAGUUAUCAAACCAUUGACUUCGCAGCUCAAGGUGGCUACCUUGACACAAUUAGGUAUAUCCAUCAGAAUUAUCCAAAGGAUGAUGCUACCUUCACUUCCGAAGCACUGGAUGAUGCUUUGGUUUAUGGUCAUGUGGAUGUCCUUCAGUACCUCUGGAAUAGUUCAAGUGAGCGACCAUCGGUAUGGGCGCUAAGCAAAGUGGCGGAAGCAGGACACCUAUCAAUGCUGGACUUUUUGUUUAGCAAUGGACAUGGGGAUGACCAUCCCGAGGAGUCUCUUUACAAAGCAGUGGAGGGAGGACACUUGGCCAUAGUGAUCUACUUCCACCUCUACUCCAAAGUCCAGUUUCACAGUGAACUGAUGGACGUUGCAGCAGACAGGAGGCAUUUGAAUGUGGUACAAUUCUUACACUACAAUCGAACAGAUGGCUGCACCACUGAUGCGAUGGACAAAGCAGCAAUGAAUGGUGACAUUGACACACUCAAGUUCCUUCAUUUCAACCGUUCAGAGGGCUGCACAUAUGACGCGAUGGACCAAGCGGCAAUGGGUGGUUAUUUGGAAGUUGUUCGAUUCCUCGAUGCCAACCGUACUGAAGGAUGCUCAAAAGAUGCAAUUGGCUAUGCCAGAGACGAAACAAGGAAACUGGAUAUUCUCCAGAAGCGCAAGGCAGCAUAUGGGUUCGCCCAGAAGCCUCCUUCAAAUAUCAACGAGCCACUAAAGUCCAAGAAGAGCAAAUAUAUUGGCGCAAACAAACAAACAGCAAGGAAAGUACAGAGACAAUAA